AUAGGUUUAACUUUUCAACAGAAUUAUAUCACUUGAAACAUACUCCUGAGUCCUGAGGAUAUUACAUUAUUUGUUGUGUUAUUUGGUUUUAAUCAAUUACUGUAAUUAAAUCACAAAAAGAUUAUCGUAAAAUAAAAUUUCAAACGGAUGAUUUAUCGCUAUCAUGUCAGAUAUGGAUAUUAUAGAAGUUGACGACGAGAAUCAAUUCCACGGCAAUAAAAGUGAAAACCAUAAAUUAAAUUCUCAAUCAGAAACUAGAAAUGGAGGAAAAUCGGAGGGUAUUCGUCGAAUGGUGGACAUAACCCGUGACAAGCCAAUUAAAGUUUCCAUCAGGGUAGCUGUACCUGUAAGAGACCAUCCAAAGUUUAAUUUUGUGGGGAAACUAUUAGGACCAAAAGGCAAUUCUUUGAAGAGAUUACAAGAAGAUACCAUAACGAAAAUGGCAAUACUUGGUCGUGGAUCUAUGCGUGAUCGGAACAAGGAGGAAAAGCUAAGAAAUUCAGGAGAUCCAAAAUUUUCUCAUCUCAAAGACGAUCUUCAUGUUGAAAUAACAGCUUUUGCUCCUCCAGCAGAAGCGCACGCUCGUAUUGCAUAUGCUUUAACAGAAGUCCGAAGAUUUUUAGUACCGGAUUAUAACGAUGAAAUACGACAAGAGCAAAUGUGGGAAAUGCAAAUAUUACAGAAGGGAUCGGGGGACGCUACCGAUUCGGAAACCGGCGAGAGCGGAUCUUCGUCUCAUUCCGUGGAUGAUAAUCGCCAAAAUUACAGCGCCGUUCAUUCAACUGGAGAAUGUUCGCCGGUGCACACCAAACACAGCAAUAUCAACACUAAUCAAACGAUAAUUAACGUAUCAGAAAAACAUGUGAUUCCGAACAAUUCAAAUGGAUUAACGGAAACUCCAGGAAGGAAACGUCCCCUGUUGUCUGGAGAAUGUGCCAAAGUAUCAAUGACUCCAUCAAAGAGAACAGUAAUGGCGAUUCUGGCAAGAGCUAGAACUGCACAAGUACACGUCAAAGACAUGGUCACAUUUUCACCGCAUUUUAAUGGACUCGUUCAGACAGAUGUAUCCACAUACAGAGAAAAGCCUUUUAUCCCCACGACCAAUCUGCUAUUGAACUAAAUAUAAUAUAAUACUCUUCGUAGCAUCCAUAGAUUACCCAAUCAAACUUCUCCGUAGUCACAACACAUGAAACUAUGGGUCAAUGUACUUUUUAAUCAUUAUAUAAUAAUUAAUUUAAUUUAAAACAAAUCAGUAACAUUUUAGUUUAUACAUUGGGUAAGAAUUAUAAACUUUAUUAAUCAUUAUAAUGAUUAGAAAAAAAUUGCUCAAAUAUAUUAUAAUAGUGUUUGAUAUUUACAACACCUAAGUAUGUAUAAUAAUAUCUCACGAGCUAUCUUCGUAAAAUAAUGAAAACAUUUUAAAGUUGAUCAUAGGUAUAAGUAAAAUAAUAAAAUAAAAUUACAUUAUAUUAAUUUCCUUGAUAAUAUCACAAUAAAUACUCAACAUUAUUCUACAUAAAAAUAGUUUAUAAUACUAAUCCAGUUAAUCAAUAUGUAAAUGUAAUAUAUAAUUCUAAA
Molecule: messenger RNA, 1578 nt
Organism: Aphis gossypii (cotton aphid)
Lineage: Eukaryota; Metazoa; Arthropoda; Insecta; Hemiptera; Aphididae
Product: KH domain-containing, RNA-binding, signal transduction-associated protein 2-like
Exons: 8
Coding region: 164-1120 (318 amino acids)
Biological process (GO): regulation of alternative mRNA splicing, via spliceosome
Cellular component (GO): nucleus
Molecular function (GO): mRNA binding
Source: RefSeq, a predicted model, not a curated record